Messenger RNA from Dreissena polymorpha, 1072 nucleotides. Its product is annotated as torsin-like protein. Gene Ontology annotation, biological process: cellular response to misfolded protein. Bases 184 to 864 code for a protein of 226 amino acids. NCBI's taxonomy places the organism in Eukaryota, Metazoa, Mollusca, Bivalvia, Myida, Dreissenidae. Gene Ontology annotation, molecular function: ATP hydrolysis activity; ATP binding. The transcript has 5 exons. The record is from RefSeq and is a predicted model, not a curated record.
AAAAUCAAUACAUACCGUGGAAUGAGUGCAUGACUGCAUGUAAGCCGAGAUAAGAUGAUACAGGAAGUAGUAAAUGUUGAUUCAUUAUCCAGCUCAUUUUUUAGAAAAUCGUUUUUUAAAAACGUACUGGUGCACGAGACUUAUCUUUAGAAAUUGCGUUAAAUUCAACAGUUUGUUGUAGAAAUGCGCACACAACUUCUUGUUUGGAUUUGUCUUAUUUCGUUUCAAAUAUGCGCUGUGUCGAGUUGCGUUGUUGUGUCCGGUGUUGUCGGUAUUGUAGCUGUUGCUGCUGCGAGUUACACCUGGUUGUACUGCCGAUGUUUCGAGUGCUGCGAUGAUCACUGGCUCUCCACUAACGUAACUCAAUUGUCACUCACUCUACGAUCCAAGGUCUAUGGGCAGCAUCUUGUUACAGAGACGGUGGUGAAGCAGUUACAUGGUCACUUUCGAUACCAGCCGAGAAAGGCUCUUGUACUUUCUUUUCAUGGAGGACAUGGAACCGGAAAGACAUAUGUGAGCAAAAUCGUUGCCGAGCAACUGUUUGCGCUGGGCAUGCAGAGUAAAUAUGUCCAUUUCAUAUUAACAACCACAGAUUUGUCAGAUGGCAUUGUAUCCACCAACAAGAUGAAACUUCGCGAGAGGAUUGAGCAAGCUGUGAGGAUGUGUCCAAGGUCCUUGUUCAUCAUUGACGAGAUUGACCAAAUGUCUGCCGUUGUCAUGGACACCAUCAAACCAUUCCUUGACUACCAUGACAAUGUCGACGGCGUGGACUAUAGGCAGGCUGUAUUCAUUUUCUUAAGUAAUGACGCAGCUGAAGAAAUUGCCAGUAAGACAUUAGAGAACUUGCAAAAUAAAAAACGGUAGUCGAUCACAAUCGAACAACUCGAGGAAGUAAUGACACUACCUGAACGCCGCGAGGAUUCGGGCGAUGUUUGGCGCCGGAAGCUUGUAUCGAAUGCCCUGAUAUCCGCGCACGUGCCCUUUCUGCCCCUGGAAAAGAGCCACGUGCAGCAAUGUAUCCGGGAAGUCCUGAAUGAGGCUCGGUAUUCGACGAGCGAGCGCGAGACGGAAG